AAAUAAAACAUUAAUAAGCCAUUAAUAAUAAAAUCAAUUCUUAGAGAAACCGCCGUGCGAUGUAGAUUGAUUUAACAAUUAUUAAUACUCUAAUUAAAUAAUUAUUUAAAUUAAAUUAAUUAAUUCAGAGAAAUAAUUUAGGCGUCGUAAAAGAUCGUAAAGCGUCGUAAUCUCGCCGGCACGUGGAGGAUAAGUGAUGGAUCUGUGAAGGAUAGAAGGAUCCAAGAUGGCGGCGCUACCACGAACUGCGGCGCUAUGGGCAAUUCUUCGGGAGUUUCUUCGGGGGCGGCGCCUCCGAUGACCCCCCGGGGGACACGACCCCCUCCACCCCCCUCCAGUACGAGGACCCCGACAACGACUACUACGAGUCCCCCACGGGGGGGAAGGACACCCCCAACGGGGGGGCGGACCCCCCCGCGUACCGUGACGAUCUGGGGGCCAGCAGCUACCUGGACCUGACCCCCACGGGGGGACCGGGGGCCCACGGGGGGCUCACGGGAGGUGUGUUUAGUAGUGGGGGAUUCGGGGGGCAGUUUGGGGGUUAUGAUCCCCGGGACUCUGGGACAGAGGGACGAUACGAUAACGGCUCCAGAGGGAGAGAUCCUCCAUAUGGAUACGACCAAUCCUAUCACUACUCCUAUGGAGGUAAUGGGUCAAACUAUGAUCCAUAUGGAGGGUCUAGGGGUUCUUAUGACCCCUAUGGAGAAUCCGACCCCGAAGAUCCAUAUGAUGAUUCCGAUCCCGACGAUCCAAAUGGCAGAUCCUCUUAUGGAACAGGCACGGACCCUAAUGAUCCAUAUGGCAGAACGGACUCCAAUGAUCCAUACGGCAGAUCCUCUUAUGGAACAGGCACGGACCCCAACGAUCCAUAUGGCAGAACGGACCCCGACGAUCCAUAUGGUAGAACAGACCCCAACGAUCCAUACGGCAGAUCCUCUUAUGGAACAGGCACGGACCCUAAUGAUCCAUAUGGCAGAACGGACCCCAAUGAUCCAUAUGGCAGAUCCGACCCCGAUGAUCAAUAUGGCAGAACCGACCCCAAUGACCCAUAUGGCAGAUCGGACCCCAAUGAUCCAUACGGCAGAUCCUCUUAUGGAACAGGUACUGACCCCAACGAUCCAUAUGGAAGCCGGCCGGCGUCGGGGUAUGACCCCUAUGGGGGAUACGGGGGCUCUCAGUCCCCCACCAGGGAUGGGGGUUCGUCGGACCCCGCGGCGGGGGGUGGAUUAACCCGUGAGGAAUACGAGCGACUUCAUGGAUCUGGUGGACAAUAUGGCGGAUAUGGCGGGUCUGGUGGAUACCCCGGCACUUCUGGCGGCCAAGACGGCGGGUAUGGCGGGGCUGGUGGAUACCCUGACAGUUCUGGUGGCCAGGGCGGCGGAUAUGGCGGGGCUGGUGGAUACCCCGGCACUUCUGGCGGACAAGGCGGCGGGUAUGGCGGGGCUGGUGGAUACCCCGGCACUUCUGGCGGCCAAGACGGCGGGUAUGGCGGGGCUGGUGGAUACCCCGGCACUUCUGGCGGCCAAGACGGCGGAUAUGGCGGGGCUGGUGGAUACCCCGGCACUUCUGGCGGCCAAGACGGCGGGUAUGGCGGUGCUGGUGGAUACCCCGGCACUUCUGGAGGUCAAGGCGGCGGGUAUGGCGGUGGCGGAGGUGGGGGUGGAAGUGCACCCUGCAGUGGAAGAGACUGUUCAACCAGCGGAGGCAAAUGCCAGUGCGUGGGGGAGAAGGGGUCGCGGGGUAGCCCUGGGCCUCCCGGGCCCCAGGGGGAGAAGGGGGGUCAAGGCUUCCCGGGGCCCGAGGGUCUCGAAGGGGCCAAGGGCUUCAAAGGAUCGCCUGGACAGCAGGGCCCCACUGGGCCCAAAGGAAACAGAGGUAAAAUCGGGCUCAACGGUUUCCCGGGCAUCAACGGCAUCCCGGGCAUCCCGGGCCAAGCGGGCCCACCGGGCCUCCCGGGGGUCGACGGCUGCAACGGGACCGAUGGUGCUCCAGGCUACCCGGGCCAGCCGGGCCCUCCGGGCCCCAGAGGGUUCAGUGGGGCCCGCGGGGACAAGGGGGUCAAGGGGGAGCCCGCUAUCAGCCCCCACCCGGACCGGCAGAAAGGGGAGAAGGGGGAGCCGGGGAGGAACGGGAUACAGGGCCCCGUGGGGCCCAAGGGCCCACCUGGGGACACGGGUGACAGAGGUUUCCAAGGCCCACCUGGAUUACCCGGAGCUGUGGGGCCCAGUGGCCAGAAGGGCCAGAAAGGCGAGAUGGGCCUGCAGUUUGUGGCCCAAAAAGGCGAAAAAGGCGAGCCUGGGCCCAAAGGCAACCCCAACGGCGGGCCUGGACCCUCGCCCUUCGAGAAGAACUGCACCACAACCAUCGUUAUCAAGGGUCGGGACGGUCGGGACGGCGUAGACGGCGAGUGUGGGGAGAAGGGCCUCCCUGGGGCCCCCGGGGAGAGGGGUCGAGAUGGCCCACCGGGCCCAGCAGGCCCCAUGGGCUUCAAGGGUGACAUGGGGCCCCCGGGUCUUGAUGGCCUCAGGGGCCUCAAGGGCAUGAAGGGCGAGGCAGGAUACAGCGGCGUCGACGGGCCCAAGGGCGAACGGGGCCCGCCUGGGCCCAGCAAGGGUGGCCCAAUGGGCCCACCAGGGCCUCCCGGGACACGCGGACCGAUUGGGCCCAAGGGCGUUGACGGUCUUGACGGAAGGCCCGGGCCUCCAGGUCCUCAGGGUCCACCAGGAGGGCCCGGUCUGCCUGGGUCUCCGGGACGAGAGGGUCUACCGGGCCAGAAAGGAGCGGCGGGCACCACGGGUCUAGCUGGUUUGCCGGGAGUGAUGGGCCAAAAGGGCGUGGCUGGGCCCAGAGGCAACCCUGGCACACCUGGGCCCAAGGGCGACAAAGGAUACGGUGUCCCGGGCACUCCGGGCCAGGAUGGGGCCCCCGGUAGAAGCGGGACUCCAGGUAUGCGCGGCCCCCCGGGUCCACCCGGGCCCCAGGGACCACCUGGGGACAGUCAGAUCGGCAUCCGUGGGGACAUCGGCGAGAUGGGCCAGAAAGGCAACCCGGGCAUCCCAGGACGACCCGGACGACCCGGCCUCAACGGUGUGGAUGGGCCCAAGGGGGACCAUGGGGCCCAGUGCGUGUGCGACUCCUGCGAGAAAGGGGCCAAGGGCGAACAGGGUCUAGAGGGCCCACAAGGGCCCCAGGGCCUCAGAGGCGAGCGUGGCAGCCAGGGCCCACUUGGGGACCGUGGGGAGGAUGGCCUCCCGGGUGUACCUGGCAGGCCCGGAAAUGAGGGUCCAGCAGGCAUCCCGGGACAGCCCGGGCCCAAGGGCGAAAAAGGAAACACGAUCGUGGGGCCCCCGGGCCCAUUGGGUCUGAAAGGGGAGCGCGGGUUCCCCGGAAACAAGGGCAACCCGGGCCCAGCGGGCCUGCCGGGUCUACCAGGCAUCGAGGGUCUGCAGGGUCUACCGGGCCGCAAGGGCGACCAAGGCAACCCUGGCUUCCCGGGGUCCCCGGGCCGUAACGGGCUCAAGGGCCAAGACGGCCGGUCCAUCGUUGGGGACAAAGGAGACCGAGGCUUCCCGGGGGAGAACGGCAGGCCCGGGCCCCAGGGGCCCCAAGGCGACCGGGGCCAAGACUGUGAUGAGCGAGACGUCCCGUUGCCCCCUAAGGGACUACCCGGGCCCCAGGGCCCGCCAGGACAGCCUGGGCCCACUGGGCCCGUGGGACCACAAGGCAUACCCGGCGAGAAAGGCGACACCGGUUACCCCGGAAGGCCCGGGCCCCUCGGGGAAAGGGGCCUCCCUGGGCCCCGCGGGGAGAAGGGUGACUCCGGCAUCCCCGGCACCGCGGGCCUUCCCGGGACCAAGGGCGAACCUGGACCCUACGGCUUCCCGGGACUCAAGGGGUCCAAGGGAGACCGGGGCCGCGACGGGCUGGGCCUACCAGGCCGGGACGGCUUCCCCGGGGCCCAAGGCCCCAAGGGCGACACUGGACCCGCCGGCUUCGCGGGGGCCCCAGGCGAUCCAGGCUUGCCCGGGAUCACUGGUGAGAAGGGCGACCCAGGGGCCCCUGGCGUCAAUGGAUUCGAUGGACCCAAAGGCGACACGGGCCCGCCAGGCCCUCCGGGCCUCAUUGGGCUCAAGGGCAACACAGGAAUACCUGGCUUCGAUGGCCCCAAAGGUGACCCGGGCCAGCCGGGACAGCCCGGGCCCGCAGGGUUGCCCGGGUUCCCGGGAAUCAAGGGCGAGAUCGGCAUUCGGGGCCUCCCUGGGGCCAAGGGCAACGCCGGCACCCCGGGCCAACCCGGCCUCAGUGGAAUGCCGGGUCAAGAUGGCCUCCCUGGGCCCACUGGGCCUAAAGGAAGCCCGGGCCUCGCUGGACUGCCCGGAGAAAAGGGGGCCCAAGGCUUCCCCGGGCGGGACGGGCCCAAGGGGGAGCGGGGCUUCCCUGGGGCCAUGGGGACACCCGGUGUCCCGGGCACCCCCGGGUUCGAGGGGGUCAAAGGAGAGGCUGGUCCCCGUGGGGCCACGGGCCCACAAGGCAUCACGGGCCCCGCCGCCGCCAAGGGCGAGGCUGGGCCCAAGGGGGAACCGGGCCUACCUGGCAUCGCGGGUCUACCAGGCCUCAUGGGCCCAACUGGUCUCCCGGGGCCCAAAGGCCGUGACGCCUUUGGCCCCAUCGGUCCACAAGGCGACAAAGGAAACCCCGGGCCCUUCGGGCCCCCAGGCAUGGAUGGCUUCCCUGGGGCCAAAGGCAACUUCGGGAGCCCGGGCCUGCCGGGUCUACGGGGGGUCAAGGGGGAGCCAGGUUACCCCGGGCCCAAGGGGGAGGACUGUCCAUCGUCAGCGGGUCCACCGGGCCCCAUGGGGCUGCCCGGAGUGAAAGGCGAACCCGGCUUCUCUGGACGCGAUGGGCCCAAGGGCGAACGAGGCCUCCCAGGAUUACCAGGAGCGGACGGUUACCCCGGUAUCCGAGGUGAGCCCGGGCCCAUCGGUUUCCCGGGCGUGUCCCAAAAAGGACAGAAAGGCGAGCCGGGCCUCGUGGGGCCACCCGCUCCCCAAGGCCGACCCGGUCUCAACGGAAGACCCGGACUCGAUGGGCCCAAAGGGGACCGCGGGUUCCCGGGACAGCCUGGUCAGCCCGGCGGACUUUGCGAAAAAGGCGUUCGGGGCCCAGUGGGGCCACCGGGCCAGCCGGGUCUACCGGGUCUUUCGAGCGUCGGGGAAAAGGGUCUACCUGGGAUGCCGGGUAAGCCGGGUCGCAAUGGCCUCGACGGCAGUCCCGGCGAGAAGGGAAAUAUGGGCUUCGCGGGUCUACCGGGCCAACGGGGCCCGCCUGGCACUCCCGGACAGGCUGGGGCCAAAGGCGAAAGAGGAGAUUUCGGUCUCCAAGGCCUUCCUGGGCCCAUUGGAAAUCCGGGCCUCAAUGGAAAUCCGGGCAUUGACGGGGCCCCAGGAGUGGCAGGCCCGAAAGGAGAUCGUGGAUAUCCCGGCGCUCCUGGGGCCCAAGGGCCCCAAGGUGUCUCUGGGCCUACCGGUCUGACACUGCCGGGCCAGCCUGGACAAAAAGGCGAGCCGGGCCCUCCUGGAAGACCGGGCCCAGACGGGCCAGUGGGCAUCAAGGGCGACAUCGGCAUCGCAGGACGAGCGGGACAACCGGGCCUGCCUGGGCCAAAGGGCGAUCCUGGGUUCCCUGGGCCUCCGGGUCUAGUGGGCCCACCUGGAAACCCGGGCCUCAGAGGCAACACUGGGGCCCGCGGACUGCCUGGGGUCAACGGGCCUCCUGGAAGCCCUGGCCUCCCUGGGCCUCCCGGGCCCAAGGGCGAGCGAGGACUCGAUGGCCUCCAAGGCAUCCAAGGGCCUCCUGGGGCCAAGGGCAGCGUGGGCCUUACCGGCAUCCCUGGCAGAAUUGUGGGUCAGGGUGCUAGGCCUGGCAGCCUGGCUGGUCCCAGUCUCUGGCUGGUCCCAGUCUCCGGCUGGUCCCAGUCUCUGGCUGGUCUCGGUCUCUGGCUGGUCCCGGUCUCUGGCUGGUCCCAGUCUCUGGCUGGUCCCGGUCUCCGGCUGGACCCGGUCUCUCCGGCUGGUCCCGGGAUGGCGGGGUCCUGUAUCACCGGACCGGCUGGUCCCGGUCUCACUAACUUACUCCCCCAUCCUCCCCCACUUCUCACCCCCAUCUCCCCCACAGGGAUGGCGGGGUCCUGCAUCGCCAUUAAACUCACUCCCCCACCUCUUCCCCCACUNAGCCUAUACCCAUGA
Molecule: messenger RNA, 6245 nt
Organism: Hyalella azteca
Lineage: Eukaryota; Metazoa; Arthropoda; Malacostraca; Amphipoda; Hyalellidae
Product: collagen alpha-2(IV) chain
Source: RefSeq, a predicted model, not a curated record